AUGGCUGACGGUCGAUCUUCUGCAUCAGUUGUGGCUGUUGACCCGGAAAAGGCAGCACGUGAACGAGAUGCAGCGGCCCGUGCACUUCUCCAGGAUGGCCCAGUGCAAUCACUUAUGCAGUACAUGACCAAGGGACUUGAACUUACAGUGCCAUACACACUUAAAGUUGUAGUGGAUGCUGAUAAGUUGGGUCGCGCAAAAGAGGUGGCAGAUCAAGUCCUGCUGUCCGCUUGGAGCCUUGCCGAUACUGUACUAAAUAACUAUAAUCCCAAUAGUGAGGUCUCACAUAUUGGAAAGCUCCCAGUGGGACAACAACACACCAUGUCAGCCCCUCUUAAACGUGUUUUGGCAUGUUGUCAGCGUGUUUUUAACUCAUCAGGUGGUAGUUUUGACCCUGCCGUUGCUCCUAUUCUCGAUGUGCUGCGCGCAGCUCUCAAGCCAGGCGCACCAGUACCACAAGAAGAGCUAAAGUCUCUCAUGAGUGUUUGCACCAUGCCAAACAGUUUCCUUAUUGACAUGGAUGCAGGUACUAUUGCACGUAAACACGAUAAGGCUCGCAUGGAUCUCGGUGGUGUGAGUAAGGGUUACAUUGUUGACUAUGUGGUGGAAAAGCUUAACGCUGCAGGGUAUGAUAAUGUCUUUUUUGAGUGGGGAGGUGACUGCCGUGCGAGUGGUACCAAUGCCCGCAAUACACCGUGGAUGGUUGGUAUUGUUCGUCCUCCAUCACUUGAAGAACUAAAGAAUCCCCCACAAGACCCACCUUUUAUUCGUGUGAUUGCCCUUGAUAAUGAGGCAUUGGCUACAAGUGGGGACUACGAGAACUUAACAGAAGGACCACAACAACGACUCUACACUUCUAUCUUUGACUGGAAAACACGUUCCCUUUUAAUGCCAUCACAAACUGAACUCGCUCAAGUUUCCGUUAAGUGUUACAGCGCUAUGUAUGCCGAUGCGCUAGCCACAGCAAGUCUCAUCCAACGUGACCCAGUAAAAGUGAGGUACAUGCUGGACCGCUGGCGCUACGUUCGUGACACCGUAAAGGAUUAUACAGCUUAUAUUCGAGAAAACGAAUGUGUUGCACGAAUGUUUGAAGUUGCAACAGAAAGUGCAGAAAUGCGUAAAAACCGUAUUGCUGGUUCAUUACCUGCUCGUGUUAUUGUUGUUGGUGGAGGACUUGCUGGUCAAUCUGCUGCAAUUGAGGCUGCAAACUGUGGUGCUCAAGUAUUCCUCAUCGAAAAAGAAUCCAAACUUGGUGGUAAUAGUGCCAAAGCUACAUCUGGUAUUAAUGCCUGGGGUACUCGGGCGCAAGCAAAGGCAAGUAUCAUGGAUGGAGGAAAGUACUUUGAGCGAGACACCUUCAAGUCAGGUAUAGGUGGUAACACAGAUCCUAGUCUUGUUAAGGUGUUAUCGGUGAAAAGUGCAGAUGCCAUUCGUUGGUUGACGUGUCUUGGUGUUCCAUUGACAGUA
This is a messenger RNA of Trypanosoma theileri, 1467 nucleotides long. Its product is annotated as NADH-dependent fumarate reductase. Lineage: Eukaryota; Euglenozoa; Kinetoplastea; Trypanosomatida; Trypanosomatidae. The transcript has a single exon. The record is from RefSeq and is a predicted model, not a curated record. Gene Ontology annotation, biological process: protein flavinylation. The annotation marks the transcript as partial.